Molecule: messenger RNA, 4348 nt
Organism: Stomoxys calcitrans (stable fly)
Lineage: Eukaryota; Metazoa; Arthropoda; Insecta; Diptera; Muscidae
Exons: 2
Coding region: 396-4307 (1303 amino acids)
Biological process (GO): DNA integration
Molecular function (GO): nucleic acid binding
Source: RefSeq, a predicted model, not a curated record
GUUUAUGAUCUUAUUUUCCCAAAGUGAUUAUUUUUAGAUUUGCCUGCCUUUCUUAGGAUAUUUAGUUUGUAGUUAGUUUUAAGUUUAUAUAUAAGGAUGAGAUUUUGAAGAAAUAAAGGAGUAUCAAAAAAGUACUCCGGGAUUAAACUCGUUUUAUUCAUUUGGUCCUUCGAACCUUCGGUACGGUUAAGUGUGUUUAAAGUAAAAGUUGGUGAUUCUUGCAAAGUAGUAAAGAAUAAACAAAGAUUUAAUACACGUAUCGAAUCAGUAUCAUUGAAGAUAACAAGUUGACUAAGCGGAAGGCGCUUUCCACACUGGCCAAGAUAUAUGAUCCUUUGGGUUGGCUGGCUCCUGUAACCAUUCUAGCCAAGCUAUUCAUUCAGCGACUAUGGGUAAUGGAUAUGGCAUGGGACGACCAGUUAAGCUCUGAGAUGAUAAAGGAAUGGGAUGUCAUCAUGAGGAAAUUGCCCGACUUAGCAGAAAUCCGAAUACCGCGUUGGUUGUCUACCUCAUCACUAAUGGAAAUAGAACUGCAUGGUUUUGCUGAUGCUUCGGAAAAGGCGUACGCAGCUGUCAUAUACAUCCGGGCCGCAAACAAAGUUACGUUGGUAGCAGCAAAAUCUAAGGUAAACCCAGUAAAAAAUAGGAAAACACUGCCAAAACUUGAAUUGUGUGCAGCGCAUCUGUUGGCUAAAUUGAUGCUUAAUGUGGAAAAGUUAAUAGUCCAAAAACAACAGAAAUAUUUAUGGAGCGAUUCAACUAUUGCUCUAGCAUGGAUCGCAAAGGCUGAAAAUAUUAAAGACAAAUUUGUUCGGGUUAGAGUAGAGGAAAUUAAGAGGUCUGUUCCUGGUGCCGUAUGGGGUCAUGUGCGAUCCAAGGAGAAUCCAGCGGAUGCAGCAUCAAGAGGGAUGAAGCCAGAGCUGCUAAAAGGAGAUGAGUUAUGGUGGAGUGGUCCACAUUGGCUGCUGGAGAAAAACAAUUGGCCCAUAUCGACGGUUCAACCCUUUGUUGGAGUUCUAAAGGAAAAUAAACAGGAAGACGAUGUCAUCAUGCAGUUAAUUACGAGGAUUUCUAGCUACAAAAAACUCAUAAGAAUUAUAGCAUAUGUGCGAAGAUUUAUUGAACGUGCUCAGCGUAAACCAGGAAAAAAUGAAUUAACUGCGGAAGAAAUAAACGAGGCAGAGCAAUUAAUAAUUACGAGCGUGCAGGCAAACCAAUUUUCGUUAGAGAUUUCGUGUCUAAGGAAUGGCAGCGAAGUACCGACGAGGAGCAAGAUAUGUGGACUAACACCGUUCAUUGAUGCAGCUGGAGUGUUGAGAGUUGGAGGCAGGCUGGAGAAUUCUGGUUUAAGCUUCAACAGAAAGCAUCCAAUUCUAUUGGGGAAAGGUUGUCUGGUGGAUCGAAUAAUUGAUGGCAUCCAUACAGAAACGCUACAUGGAGGUGCGAAACUCAUGGAAAAUGAACUACGCAGCAGAUAUUGGGUGAUUGGUGCCAAAAAUGCCAUCAAGAGAGCAGUUCGGUCAUGCGUCAAAUGUUUGCGUUAUAGGCGAGAAACUGCGGCUCAAUUAAUGGGUAACCUACCAGAAAGCAGAGUUUGUGUGUCUCAUCCAUUUGAUCACACAGGAAUUGAUUAUGCAGGUCCUAUUCAAAUGAAGGUGUCUAAAGGAAGAGGACAGCGAGCUUACAAAGGAUACAUAGCUGUAUUUGUUUGUAUGGCAACCAAAGCAUUACAUUUGGAGGCAGUCAGCGAUCUAACAACAGAAGCGUUUUUGGCUGCGCUACGGCGAUUCUUCAGUAGAAGAGGAAAAAGUAGCCAUAUAUAUUCGGACAAUGGCACUAAUUUCGUGGGAGCGGCAAGACAUCUGGAUAAAGAGUUCGUCAAAGCGGUGCAGCAAAAUUCAGACGUGGCUCAUAUAUUAGCAUCUGAGCGAAUACAGUGGCACUUUAUUCCGCCCGGAGCUCCUCACUUCGGAGGAUUGUGGGAGGCUGCCGUGAAGUCUGUGAAGCACCAUUUGAGACGGGUUGUUGGUGAAACGAAAUUAACGUAUGAGGAAAUGGCAACGUUUUUGUCGCAGAUAGAAGCUGUUCUCAACUCUCGUCCCUUGUGUCCACUCAGUGAGGAUAACUGCGAGAUUUUAACGCCAGGACAUUUUGUAGUCGGAAGACCAUUGCUAAGUAUUCCAGAAAGAGGCGUGGAGAAUAAACUGGGAUCUUUAGACAGGUGGAAAAUAAUUCAAAGAAUGCGGGAUGAUUUCUGGAAACAGUGGCGCAAUGACUAUCUGAGUAGUCUUCAGCAGAGAGUAAAAUGGAAAACUCCAGUACCAAAUAUCAAGGUUGGACAGAUGGUGAUAGUGAAGGAUGAAAAUACUGCUCCUGGAAGGUGGCCUUUGGGAAGUAUUGCGGAAGUACAUAAAGGCAAAGAUGGAAAGGUUCGAGUCGCUACAGUAAAGGUCGCUAAACAAAAGGGGUUGUUAAAACGGCCCAUACACAAGUUAUGCCCGCUGGAGAUAUUCGCUAAUGGUGGUGAAAAGGAAGCCGACAUUGAAGUGUCGCAGACAUAUAUUUGCAAAUUACCUCAAAGAAGAAAAAUAAACGUAGCAAUGAUGUUAUGGAUGAUCAUGGCAAUGAUGGCAAGUGUUCAAUCGAUGUCAACCUCAAUUACCGGCGGUGCGAUAAAAGAAUUGGGAAAUGACACAAUCAUUUAUAUGGAUAAAAUUGGCAGAAUCAACCGAGUAACAUCGUCAUGGAACCUUAUGACAUAUUUCGAUCUGCACGGGUAUUUUGUCACGGUGAAUCAUCUGGAUAAGGGUCUAGAAGCGUGUAAAUCAUUAUGUGUUCGGCUGAGAUCGUUCGAGCAGCAGUGCGACACGCAGAUGGAUAUUAUGACGAACAGACUGAACACUAUAGAUGAGAACCACUUGUUACUCUCACACAAAAAACGCCAACGAAAUAAAAGGGCUCCUUUAGAGUUUGUUGGGUCUCUUUUCCACAUUCUUUUCGGAGUAAUGGAUGCGGACGACAGAGAGAGUAUGGAAGCAAAUAUGAAAAAUGUACUUGAAAAUCAGCACAACUUGAAAUAUUUGGCUGAGAAGCAAACGUCUGUGGUGGAAGCAACGCUUAAUGUGCUGAAAAAGACCACGGAUGAAAUAAAUGGACAGUUUAAAGAGCUGAAUGAGAAGGUGCAAAACAUAAGUCAGAUGCUGAACACUGACUAUUCCCUCUUCAAAAAGGCGAUGGACUUCUUCGCGGUAGCCGAUCAACUUAGCAGCUUGUUUACUGAAGUGGAACAUAUUCAAGCCAGGGUAAUUGGCUUAUUAAUUGACAUCAACCAUGGAAAAGUAAAUCCAAAUUUAGUACGGCCAAACCAGUUGCAGGCAGAGGUGAUGAAAAUAAAGGAUCAGCUACCUAAAGGACUAAGGUUGCCUGGUGAGAAGGACGAUGUUUUGCAGGCAAUAUACAAGGUGAUGACGGCGCAUGGUCUGCUGGUGGAAGAAAAAUUAGUGAUUGACGUGCAGAUUCCCUUGGUAGAAAAAUCAUCAGCAGAAAUAUUCCGCGUCGUACCACUGCCGAUGGUGAGAAACGGAACCGCAAUGGUAGCAGCUUUAAGACAGCAGUUCCUGGCCUACAACUAUGAAAUGGAUGCUUAUCAUCUACUGUCGCAGUCAUCGAUGAACCAAUGUCAGCUAACUGGUGAAGAUGAAUUUCUUUGCAGAGGCAACUGGGCCUGGGAAGACGCCAACGAUCAUUCAUGUGAGCUAGCAGCGCUUAAGCCAACAAGUAAAUAUGGCUGCCAGUUUUUGAAGACUCAGAACAGGAAUUUUUGGAUUGAGCUGAAGACAAGAGGGUCAUGGUUGUUUAAAACUAAAGAUCAAGUUUCGGCCCAUAUUCUAUGUGCUGAGCGCACUAAAGGAGUAUUUGAAUUACCAGGCCUAGGUAUCAUCACUCUCCAGCCUGGGUGUACUGCUAGGAUUGGACGAACCGUAUUAACUGCGUCACAAGAAGCAAAAACUGAGAUGUCCUAUAAUUCCACAUCAUAUAUCUUGAGAGAGGUGAAGGACAUAGCGAUGGUGGACGAGCUAAACUACAAUAAAAUCGAUCAUUCGUCAACGAUUCAAGGAUUGGAGGAAGAAAUUAAAAUGAUGAAGGCGAAUCCGAUCCACCUUAAGGAGCUAUCAUGGCAUCACAUCAGUGGUCAUAUUUCACUAAUCUCUACCUCUAUUUUAAUAAUAUUAUUUUUAAGUUAUGUAAUCUAUAAGUAUUUAACAAGAGAAAGUAACAUAGUUGUUGUUCGUCCUCGGGAUGUUUAGAUUUUAACAUAUAUAUUUGAAUUACAGUCCAUUUUGCUGAA